UUCGCCAUGUUAUCGAGAAAAAGCUGAGUACAGCUGUCGUCGUCUGAUAAAGAGAAGACAGGCCACGAGGCGUACUGAACGGCAUCGAAAUGAAAUCUCGCUGAUUAAUUAUCAAAUCUCGACUCUUAGAUUAACCGGCCGGCGGAGCAGCUGGCCGAAACGAGUUUUUGAGUUUUACAAACUGCGCAGCAAGCCGAAUCGGCUGCCAUGGAUUUUUAAGGCAUAAUGCGGCUACUGUAAUGCAAUGGCGAUGCAUCAUGCAAGGCGAAAUCAACUGCGAAACUCCAUCUUCGCAACUGCCAAGCAGUUGGGCUCCUGUACCGUCCGCGGUAUACCGGCGAGCCAACCGGUCCCGCUGCUCCUCGACCGGAGGAAGCUAACGCUAGGUAGCUAGUCAUUCAGCUAACAGCAUCGAGCUAAGGCUAAUCAUCGAUUCAUCUUAACGUCAUCAACUCAAUCGAUCAACAAUGAAGCCUCAAGAUAUCGUCGCCGGGAAGACCAGCCUGUGGAUCUUCGGGUACGGGUCGCUGGUGUGGAAGCCGGACUUCAAGUACAGGAGGAGCAAGGUCGGGUACAUUCAAGGCUACAAGAGGCGUUUCUGGCACGGAGACAACUUCCACCGCGGGAACGACGACUUGCCCGGAAGAGUGGUGACGCUGAUCGAAGAUGAUGACGCGAGCACUUGGGGUGUGGCAUUCGAGGUGACAGGCUCUCAGGUGGAGGAGUCCCUGAAGUACCUGAAUGUGCGCGAGACAGUCUGCGGCGGUUACAGCACCAAGAUGGUUGAUUUCUUCCCCGAGGGGGGGAAUGAGCCUCCGGUUCAGGCGAUGCUGUACAUCGCCACGACUGACAACCCCCUCUACCUGGGGCCAGCCAGCCCAGAGGAGAUUGGCGUCCAGAUCGCUGUGAGCAGAGGAAAGACGGGCCACAACCUGGAGUAUCUGCUUCGGCUGGCGGAGUUCAUGAGGAGCAAAUGCCCACAUGUUGAAGACCACCACCUGUACUCCAUCGAGGCAGCAGCACUCACCGUGGUGUCCUGUCUGUUAGCAGCCCAGUAGCUCAUACCCUUAGUGUCACUCACUUAUAUGAUGUAUGACUACACUACACUCUCAAAUGCACAAACAGAGGCUUUUCAUAGGUCCAGUUUAUUCAUCAUUGUUUAAGUUGUGGAAUCUAUUUCCCAUUAAAUGCUACUGAAGUUUUAACAAAAGGGAUGCAGACGUUUAUUUGUUCUGUAACAUGUUCAUGUACAUGUUUGUACAUCAGAUACAAAAUGUGUCAGUAUUCAUUUGUUUAUGACUGUAAAGUUGUGAUAUCUGUUUUUUGCUGCUUUCUUUUUUUUUUUUUUU
Messenger RNA from Labrus mixtus (cuckoo wrasse), 1349 nucleotides. It is a transcript of the gene chac1, whose product is annotated as ChaC, cation transport regulator homolog 1 (E. coli). Gene Ontology annotation, molecular function: gamma-glutamylcyclotransferase activity; glutathione specific gamma-glutamylcyclotransferase activity. Lineage: Eukaryota; Metazoa; Chordata; Actinopteri; Labriformes; Labridae. Gene Ontology annotation, biological process: glutathione catabolic process. The record is from RefSeq and is a predicted model, not a curated record. The coding region runs from base 468 to 1058 and encodes 196 amino acids. The transcript is spliced from 3 exons. Gene Ontology annotation, cellular component: cytoplasm.